AUGACAUCUUUUGUUUGCGAUCAGCAAAGUAACUGGAGAAAAUCAAACUGCCGACAGUCUCCUGCAUCGGAAGGCAAGCUGUUGGAUCCGGAACGGGCUAUUGGUCAUCUGGCGUCAAAGAAUUGUGCAAGAAUUAUCAGCGCUUUUGACUUUACAAUUGACGGUGCGCCGGCUUCCGUUGAGCCACUGCUGCAAGAACAACGCUUUCAAGGCUUGAAAGUCACGGGAGCAGUCUCGAGCUUACUCGGGCAGGAAGGAAUAUAUGCUCAGGGGCUAUGGUACGACAACAAAGGCCAAUUCGACUGGGUUUGGGCACAUAUUGAUAAUGUGCUCAAAUUGGAAGUACGCCAUGACACAAGGUUCCGAGGCGGAGCUCAAUGCAUCUGGAUGACUACUCACGUGGGGGAGUAUGCAAUGGGGUUUCCUCAUAAGUCCUACGCUGAGUUUUGGAACACCGCCUUGGCAUACUUUGGAGCCCCUUCAAUAGGCCCACUAUUGCAAGAUGACUAUUGCCCCGACUGGUGGCCAGCACAAAGUUUGGGAAUUUGGCCAGGACUACUGCGUCCAGGGGAGGAGCACGUUGAGGCAGGUGCCAAGACAAUCGAUUUGGGCUGCUCCAGCGCUCACGAGAGCUCCGGCCAACUGGGACAGCCAGCGCACAAUCUUUGCCAGCUGCGACCAUGGAACUUGGCCUUUGAUGGGGGACUCAAGGCCAAACGCAAGGAACCAUAUGAUGAAGUCACAACCACUGAUCCAAACACGUCCUCAGGUGGCAAGGGACGUAAACGUAGGCUAACCGGUUGGGCAAAGGCUUGA
Rhizoctonia solani is the source of this 816-nucleotide messenger RNA. RefSeq lists its product as uncharacterized. The record is from RefSeq and is a predicted model, not a curated record. NCBI's taxonomy places the organism in Eukaryota, Fungi, Basidiomycota, Agaricomycetes, Cantharellales, Ceratobasidiaceae. The transcript has 4 exons. Bases 1 to 816 code for a protein of 271 amino acids.